Molecule: messenger RNA, 2548 nt
Organism: Clarias gariepinus (North African catfish)
Lineage: Eukaryota; Metazoa; Chordata; Actinopteri; Siluriformes; Clariidae
Gene: ccdc126
Product: coiled-coil domain containing 126
Exons: 4
Coding region: 943-1374 (143 amino acids)
Source: RefSeq, a predicted model, not a curated record
CCAGUGAGGACUGAUGGUUUGGUGUUUGUACUCAUGUGUUUCACUUCAGUGGCUUCAACAAACUGAUGAUUGAUGUCAAUAGAGUUAAAAAUAAAUACACAGAAGAGAGUUAAUCAUUUAAGUGCAUCUGUUUGUUGGUACAAUAUGUAUUUUAGCAGUGGGUUUAGUUCGAGUCCUUCAUCUCUGUAUCGUGGAGCAGCAACAACUUCCCUCUUACACGGCGGUGCGUUUCGUAAAACUGCGUUUUGUAAUGAAACUUCAGAGCACAGUUUCCGUUUGAGAAACCUUCUGUCACAGAGCCAGUGAACGCACCCCGGCACGAGGACACAGACACAGACACAGAGAGAGAGAGAGAGGACGCGCGAGACACAGAUCUGCUGAUGGUGGAGGCCACUGAAGCUCACUGAACUCACCAUCCCUUUAAUUCGGAUUGAGACGACUUGUGCUUUGUGACACGGGGUGUUAUCAUGCUGGAAGUUGCCUUUAUAAUGUGUUAUUUCGUGGCUGUAAGGGAAACCAGAUGGUCAGCGACAAUCCUGAUUGGCUUAUUUUCUGAAACAACAGAUGUACAGAUGUUUCCAAUAAAGUGUCUGGCAGUUUGUUGAAUGGCUGGAGCCGAGAGUGAGAUCUCAGGACUGAUCAGCGAGUGAUUCAGACUCUUCCAGCAGCCGUUCAGUCCCCAUACAAACGCCUUAGCAUUUCCCUGGAAGAUUCAGCAGUGUUUACAUUCGGAUCUAUUUUGGAUAUCUUUUAUACCAUCUGUAGUCAUGCCCUGAUCGGCAAACAUUUCCCCUAUCUUCAUAUCUUGCUUUUCUGGUUCUGGUUUUUGCGAGUCAUCCUGAACUCAAGCUAAGGCUCUUGCGGGUUUAUCUUUAAUCUUGUAAUCUCGGUCCACCCAUUGGCCUUGGUGGUGGUAGCCAAAGUAGCUGCUGGGCUUCAGCAAUGCUCGGCUGUCUGCUGCGAGGUAGGAGCAUGUCUCAGAGGCUCAGUGUUUUGCUCCUACUCUUCGGCCUGGCGUGGUGCCUGCUGCUGCUGCACUACACCAUUAACCAGCCACGGCACCAAAGCAGCACCGAACUGCGCCAGCAGAUCCUGGAGCUGAGCCAGCGCUACGUCAAAGCUCUGAGCGAGGAGAACCACGAGCUCACAAGGCCAUAUAACCCCUCAAUGGCUGGAUAUGCUGAUCUGAAAAGGACCAUUGCAGUGUUAUUGGAUGACAUCUUGAACCGUUUGAUGAAGCUGGAGAACAGAUUGGACGCUACAGUGAACGCGUCAGUGCACAGCCCUUCUCACAUGACCGGGACCGUCAUGCACAGACCAGUUAAACAGAACGACUCCGGCACAAACGCUCACAGCAGUCAGGUGCAGCCGUAGCCACUGACGUAAGCUGAGGUGGACUAGCAGCUCACGGGUUACACCAGUGACGCGGUGGUGACACAGUGACUCUAAGACUGAUCUUGUGUGUGUUUCAAUUAGGGAUGUAACCAAAUAUGAAUACUUUAGUCCGAUUCAACGAAAAGGAAUCCUAAAUGAAAUGUAUACAGAUCCAUGUAGUAAGCAGAGUGCUUUUGUUUUUAAGAAAGCUUUACAAAUUGCUUCAGACCAGGUGUGUGCAGUGGGUGAUCAGCACAAAGUGUUAGGAAAGUUAGACACAUUUCAAUUUGCUUUCUCAGUUUUUUUUUUUGUGGAAAGCGAGUGAUUUUCAAUUCACAACAAUUAUGUAUUAUAUGAGAAACCUGGCGACUCUGCUCCUGGGACACAAAUGUUAGACGGUGCACUACUUGGAUUUUACCCAACCACAAAACAGAAAUACUUUUUAAAAUAAAAUAUUAUAUAGCUAUUUUUGUCAGAUGUAAAUAAAAGUUUUUUGAUUUGGGAAAGACGUCACAGCUUUGGAACAGUUCGCUCGCUUACUUAGUGUGUGUAAUCCAGGAGUUGAAUAAAGUUGUGUUCUUUACCAUAAAAACACUUACUUCAACGCCUCUAUGAAUAUUAAUUCUAAUCCACAAUUGGUUAAUCGCAUGAAUGAGUAGAGGCACAGUUCCUGUGUGUAUUGUGUUGGAAUUAGCACAAAUUGUUGCAUAGAAGAAGAAAACUCUUUCCAUGAGUGUCCAGAUCAGGGAAACAGCAGAACUGUGUAACAUUUACAAAAACUGCAUCACUGCAUGGUAUUUUAAUAGAUUUUGUGCUUAUAUUUACUUAUAAUCAGCGAGAAAAGCACAUGUGCAGAUCAAGCACAUUUACAUUUUAUGAAUAAAGGCUUGAUGCACAUGUGAGAAAGAACUGUUUACUAGAAAAUAGAAUGUAAAACCCGUUAAGUUUUGCAGAACAUGUGUAGCAGGAUAUAGACUGUUUGACUUACUUAACAUUUAGUUAAUCCUAUUCACUAAUUGCCAAAACUAGGCCACAAAUGCCUCCCUCUGUAACUGUGGGACCAGAAUAUUGACAGGUCCUGCUUAAAGCUUUAGGGUUUCUGAGUACGGAAGCUCUCCUCAUGCCAUGUGUCUGUCAGUGUAAUAAAACAAGUGCCAUUAUUAACCACUGCAAA